CACCGCGCGAGAGCGAGCCAGCCCCGUGGAGUUUUCACAGCGAGUGUUUCCGCUCACCUAAAAUAAAGAGCUCGCUGAGUCGAGGAAGAGGAACAAGCGGAGCGGCUCUGACGGAACUUGACUCCGAGGACGUCGUAUUUUUAUAUUUCCACACUCAAGUCCGAGCGUCUCCAUUUACACAGCCUUUAAUGCCUCGAAUGUGAACCUAGAGAGAGGAGGGCUCGCUGCUGCUGGUAACCUUUACGUUGGUUAAGCUGUAGAGGACUCUCCCUGGCUGUCGGAGGAAAAGAUGUGCGAUGGAAUGGUAGCGUUUCAGAUGAGAGCCCUGUCCUCCUCUUCUUCAUCCUCUACCUCCUCCUCCUCUCCAGCUCACAGGCUGGCUGCCUCCGUGCUUCUCCUCCUCUUCAUCCUGCUCCCUCAUGGUCACGCAUUAGGUUGUAUGCGGCCGCCUGGUGUGCAGCACGGAUACCUGCUGAACCAGACCGAAUCCAACCGGGGCUCUUUCCCACCUGGUACCGUGCUAGUAUAUGGCUGUAAUUCUGGAUACAUUGCAGAGUCUGGAUCCGCAUCCAUCGUAUGCACCACUUCUGGAAGCUGGUCCCAAAAACUGCCACGCUGCAUCAAAAACAACGUAUGUUCACCUCCUACCGAACCAGAGAACGGGGGCUACCGCUGUCACCCGACUCACUGCAGCCCUCUCAUCGAAGGCACCGUCAUCGAGUACUUCUGUGACGAGGGUUACGCUCUGAAAGCAGAGUACAAGUUCCUCACCUGCCGAAACGGCGAGUGGGACCGCCCCAUGCAGAUUAGCUGCCGACUCACAGAAGAGAAGGAGCAGAGUUCGCCGCUGGGCACACCUGCUCUGCCUAUUGUGAUAUCCACAGCCAGUUCUGUGGCAUUCAUCCUGCUUUUAGUGGUGCUGUUUGUUCUUGUACAACCAAAGCUCAAGUCCUUCCAUCACAGCAGGAGGGAGCAAGGAGUGUCAGGCCAAGCCAGCUCCAUCAUGGUAGAGGGCGUCCAGGUGACAUUGCCCUCCUAUGAGGAGGCAGUAUAUGGAAGCAGUGGACCGUGUGGUGAUUCUGGUCCUCCUCCUCCUUCUUCGCCACCGCCUCCAGCUCCUCCAGAGUCUCGAGUUCCAAUCGUGCUCUCUGAAGGGCUUCCUCAGGGGGCCACAGGAGGUCAUAGUUCUGGGAGAACCCGCCACCACAGAGACUUAGACUUCUGCCUCCCAUCCACCUCCUCCUCCUCAUCCUUCUCCUCCCGCCGUCAUGCAGAGACGGUACUGGUUCACCAGGCCCCCUCCUCCUCCUCCUCCUCUUCAUCAUCAUGGGCUAGAGAGCACCCUGGGGGUGCAUGCGCAGGUCCCCUACCUCUCCGUAGAGACUCUGAGAGCAGCGACCAGCACAGCCUGCUUUCUGUCACCUCAGCGGAUGAUUUUUGUGAUGAUAUUCCCCUGUUGAAGGAAGCAUGAAGCCUGCUGGCCUGCUAUCAGCAUCAGCAGCAGAGCAUCUCUUUCCCUAUCUCUCGCUGCUGGCCAGAACUGACUGUGGCUGUCAACCUUCUUCCCCCCAAAUCGUCCCACCUGCCCCACUGCAGCCAGCAGAGAAAAGACUAGAACUAUGCCCUUUCCCUAUUGCAACC
Molecule: messenger RNA, 1641 nt
Organism: Archocentrus centrarchus (flier cichlid)
Lineage: Eukaryota; Metazoa; Chordata; Actinopteri; Cichliformes; Cichlidae
Gene: susd6
Product: sushi domain containing 6
Biological process (GO): DNA damage response
Source: RefSeq, a predicted model, not a curated record